Messenger RNA from Rhopalosiphum padi (bird cherry-oat aphid), 2984 nucleotides. It is a transcript of the gene Mmp1, whose product is annotated as matrix metalloproteinase-16. NCBI's taxonomy places the organism in Eukaryota, Metazoa, Arthropoda, Insecta, Hemiptera, Aphididae. The record is from RefSeq and is a predicted model, not a curated record. The coding region runs from base 356 to 2107 and encodes 583 amino acids. Gene Ontology annotation, biological process: extracellular matrix organization; collagen catabolic process; proteolysis. The transcript has 11 exons. Gene Ontology annotation, cellular component: extracellular matrix. Gene Ontology annotation, molecular function: metalloendopeptidase activity; zinc ion binding.
GAAUCGGCUUCAGAAUCGUGACGAACCUCGCAGGCACUCGGGGAUCGCCCGUCGUUUUCUUGGUUUUUAUGUUUAUAAAAAUUGUUUUAUUGACGCGCGUCCCACACAUACGAAAACUAGCACGUGAACCGUGAUUUUUUUUUCGUUCCCGAGAUCGAUCGUUUCGACGUGCAGAAAUUAUUUGCCAGUCGAAUCGAGCGUACAUGUAUAGAGGUUAACAACACGAUACCGCAUAAUAUUGUUAUCGUAUUCAAGCGCAAAUCGAAAAUUUCGCGAAAAUUCCAAUAGCAAAGAAGUUCGCGAAAACGUUCGCACGCACGAAACUGUAUAACUUUUACGCGGCGCUACACGCAUCAUGACGACCUGCAAAUCUUGUUUCGCGUUGAUGAGCUCACUAGUCCUGUUAUCCUGCGCGCUGCGAUAUGCGGUCGCAGUUCAGACGGACGCACAAGCAAUGAUGUAUUUAUCUCAAUUUGGUUACUUGAGCCCUUCGAUGAAAAAUCCAAAUUCAGGUCAUAUCAUGUCUGAGGAAACAAUGGCUCGAGCGUUAAUGGAGUUUCAAUCAUUCGUUGGUCUAAAUCUGACAGGUCAUUUGGAUGACGAAACGCUACACUAUAUGAGUAUGCCUAGAUGUGGUGUCCGAGACAAAGUGGGAUUUGCCACAGACUCCAGGUCUAGAAGAUAUGCUCUACAAGGUAGCCGAUGGAGGGUGAAAGAUUUGACGUAUAAAAUAUCCAAGUAUCCUAAACUGCUGGGUAAGUCGGAAACGGACUCGGAAAUCCGGAAAGCAUUCGACGUAUGGUCUGAAGUUACACCGUUGACGUUUACUCACAAAAAGUCCGGACAAGUACACAUUGAAAUCAGAUUUGAAAAAGGCGAACACGGCGAUGGGGAUCCAUUCGACGGUCCAGGUGGAACUUUAGCACAUGCUUUCUUUCCAGUGUACGGUGGUGAUGCUCAUUUUGAUGAUUCAGAAAAAUGGUCAAUAGGUUCAUUUAAAGGUACUAAUUUGUUCCAAGUAGCAGCUCAUGAAUUUGGUCACUCGUUAGGAUUAUCUCACUCGGAUGUCCGGUCCGCAUUAAUGGCACCGUUCUAUAGAGGUUAUAAUCCGUCAUUUAAUUUGGAUAGCGAUGACGUAGAAGCCAUUCAGGCUCUGUACGGUGCUAACACCUCGGCAGAAGGAUCAGACAACGACGACGACAGUACUAGCCAAGGAUCGGGUAAAAAGACAACAACGCAAGAACCGCCGGGCACAGAGGGCAGCGACGCUGAAUUAUGCACAGACACUAAAGUGAACGCUUUGUUCAAUUCGGCCGCCGGUGAAACGUUUGUGUUUAAAGGUGAUUAUUAUUGGAAGUUGACUGACGACGGACUCGCUCAAGGAUUUCCCAAGCCUAUCGCAGGCACGUGGUCUGGCCUUCCAGGCAGCAUAGACGCUGCAUUUACGUAUAAAAACGGUAAAACUUAUUUCUUCAAAGGCACAAAGUAUUGGAAGUACACUGACACCACAAUGGAUGACGGGUAUCCAAAAGACAUAGCCGAAGGCUUUGCCGGUAUCCCGGAUAAUGUUGACGCCGCUCUAGUUUGGAGCGGGAACGGAAAGAUUUACUUUUUCAAAGGCUCAAAGUUUUGGAAAUUCGACCCAAUGCAAAAACCUCCUGUAAAGAGCACGUAUCCGAAACCUAUUAGCAAUUGGGACGGUAUACCAGAUAACAUAGACGCAGUUUUGCAUUACACGAAUGGCUAUACAUAUUUCUUCAAAGACGAGAACUAUUACAGAUUCAACGACAGGACAUUUGCAGUCGAUAUUGCAGACCCACCUUUCCCCCGUAAUGCUGGAUAUUGGUGGUUUGGUUGUAGAGCUGAAAAUAAGGGACAUCGGCAAGAAGUGACUGCAGCGCCCAGUGUACUCAGACCGACGUGGCUGGAAGUGAGACGGGAUCACAAGGGCAAUCAAAACACAGACGUCGGUGAUCUGAUAUUGGACGCAGAUAACUCUAGAAAAUUCAACGAGACGCAGUUGAGGUUUGCUAGAAGUAGUUCACCAAAACACACAGUCAAUGCCUUGUGUAUUAUCUUGACCUCGUUGUGGUGGUGCAUUUCCUGAAAUUUAGGAACCAGAUCCAGAGUUUCCGUGUUCCAGGUGUUUCAGAUACUCAACCGUUCGCAAUUUAUAACUGUGAUAAAAACCAAACUACUUACCCAUUUAUAUGAUUAUUGUACCUAUAUUUUUCAUAUUUUUGUAUGUUUAUAUUUAUAUUUAUUUAUUUAUAAUUUAUUAAAUGACCGAUUCAUUUGAAAAACCAACCAAUUUGUUUGUAAUACUUAUUAAGUAUGUUAAAUUAAUUUUUGGAUUCAUAUCUAAUAAUAAUUAUAAUAUUGUAAAAUAACUUGUAUUGCUGCUAUUUUGACUUAUUAGUCUAUUUCUUUUUAAUUAAUUUUUUUAUUUGUAUAGUUGCCACUCACCAAUACUAUUUAAUAUUUUAUAAUCAUAAUUAGAAUAUUCAAUGAUUUUUUUCCUAUACUCCUAUAACUAAGUAGCUGUCAUAAAUAUGAUUUCGAAAUGAUAAUGUUACAGGAACAUUUUAGAAUAUUUUAAAUUAUAAUAACGAUUCUAUUUUUAAAACGUUAUCAUCUCCUAAAAUGUCAUCUGCAAUAUAUUGUCUUUAAUGUUAUAAUCUUAUUAUUAUUUCAUCAACAUUAAAUUAAUUAAGUCUUCUUAUUUUAUGUCGUAUAUUCGUAUUAUAUUAUAGAAAUUAUUUUAUAUUGUACAAAAGCCAGUGAAUUGAUCGAUAACGUGUUUAUAGCAAAGUCGAUUUUUAUACAAUAUUGAAUUUGCUUGUCAAGAUAAUAUUAAUUAAUAAUUUUAAGUCAUUUUAGAAUCAAAAAUUGUGUAGUAUGCUCUAAUUGUUCGUAUUUAUGUAUAUCAAUACCUAAUUAUUUUGUUUUUUGAAGAUUAAACAUAUUACUUUGUAUGAAAAUGU